Nomia melanderi (Alkali bee) is the source of this 15628-nucleotide messenger RNA. RefSeq lists its product as uncharacterized. The record is from RefSeq and is a predicted model, not a curated record. Gene Ontology annotation, biological process: regulation of DNA-templated transcription. Gene Ontology annotation, cellular component: transcription regulator complex; nucleus; cytoplasm. Lineage: Eukaryota; Metazoa; Arthropoda; Insecta; Hymenoptera; Halictidae. Gene Ontology annotation, molecular function: DNA-binding transcription factor activity; protein dimerization activity.
AUUCGGCUGUCGUGCGUGUCGCGUCUCUGCUGUUCGCCGAGCUGAUCGCCGAGCUGAUCGCCGAGCUGAUCGCCGAGCUGAUCGCCGAGCGUUUCUCUUCUUAACGUCAACGUAUUCCUCCUAAUUUUUCUUCCACUAAAAAGUGAAAUUCGGUAUCGUCGAUGAUCGAACGAGACAUCGGUAACUGAUCUGGACCACGUUACCGUAAAGUGGACCUCGAAGAGUGCGUUCCUCUCCGUUACCGGAGUGCUGCUUUUAACUCGCGCAAAACUGGACCUCGGUGUUGCCCGUCAUAUAAAUAGAGGAACAAGCCAGUCCCGAUGUGACCGGACGGUUUUCUAUUUGCCGUCCGACCGACCCGUGUCCACGGAAUAUGCACAUAACCGCGGCGCUGAGUAUUUUCUACAUUCUAAGAGACAUUUAGGACAGUGUGUCAAGGCCGCAGAUCCCUCGCACCAUUAUGACUCCGUUUUAUUGCGUCUCUCGCGCAAUCUAACGGAACAGCAACCUUGAAGAGGACAACGUCGCGUUAGCAUCCCCCUGGACCGACCACUCUUCUUUUGUCGAUCCUCCUCGAUCCUCUUCGAUUGAUACCUAUGCCCGAUACAGGCCGCCUUUAAUGUGCUUCCUGCCGCAUACAAAUCUAGAGCACGGUGUCAAGGUCGGGAUUCCAGCGAAGAAUUCGUACGUGUACUAGAGGACGCUGGUUACAAGUGACCCCUCGUUCAUUGCGCGAUUGCAAUCUGGACGCGGGAGAAUCGCUAUGGAACCAUUACCAAUCGUUACACCGUAAUUCAUCGAAUAACUUGUGUACCGCUAAAAAUGUGAUUCUUCUUGAUCCAUCAUCUUUCCUCGGGAAACAUUCCGAAGUAAAACGUGACGAGCGCAAUGGUCGAUGAUUUUUAACGCGGGACUCUGAAUUGACGGGGCAAUAAUAUCGCAAACGCCUCGAGAAUCGAGAGAACGUCACCGCAGAGAGAAGCGUAUCCGCUUGUUUUCUUCGUGUCACCCGUCUCCCUCCUUGGUAGCUGACGGGUGCCUCGUCCCGGCCCCGGUUUUUGCCGAAUGUUUGUUCGUGUCGUUCGGCAGCGCAGAGAUAGAGAGGUUUUUAUCAUACGGCUGCGGAGAAACGAGCGAUCGAACGAGCAAGAUUAACCAGGCGACCUGGCUAAUUUUAAUUCGCGCAACAAACAAGCCGCGAAGCUGUCGCGCGAUAACGGAGAGAGAAAGAGAGAAGAACAGUACUACGGGAUCGCCGCCGCUGCGUUUCCAGCGUUCUCCAAUAUGGCGAACGACGCCGAGGAGGAGCCUCGUUCCUCGAGCGUUUCGUCUCCGAUUUAAUUGAACCUUUACGUCGGUAUUAAUUUUCGUACUCUAUAAUAUUAUCAUUAUAGUGGUCAAAGGAAUUUUUAAGGUAUAUUGUGUGCCAGACGUGACGAACAGAUUUCGAUAUAUCAAAACAAGCAUCAUGAAGGGUGCCGGUGAUCUAUCGAACAAGAAUCACGUUUUCGACCGUACGCAGAAGUUUGUUUGCGCGUGCGCGAAUUGGCUCGCGAGUCAUUGAAACGAGUCAGUGAUCUGGUGAUUAAAGUAGUCAUUUAAAUCGACUGCAACAAUGUGGAUGAAACAACCGGAACAAGUGUAUCUGCACUCUCAGCAUCCGCAGCAGCAGAUGCACCCCGGGAUGAUGGGAACAGAUGAAAGGUCGCCGCAGCAGCAGCAUCAACAGCAUCAGCAUCAUCACCAUCAUCAGCAUCCGCAUCAUCAUCGACCUAGCACCAUGGAUUUGCCUGUUCCAAGCAAUCCGAGAGCGGCUCGCAACAUGGCAGAGAAACAACGCCGCGACAAUCACAACACAAACAUCACAGCAAUGGGGAAGCUCGUACCUGCUGUCGCCGAAAGUCCAAGGAAGAUGGACAAGAUUUCCAUCCUGAGGCUGGCUGUAGCGUUCCUCAGGUCGCACUAUACGUUGGGAUACGGCACAGUAGAUUUUCUACCCCGAGAGAUCGGCAAACUGGACUUGGAACAAUAUAUCGUCGACAACUUGAUCCAAAGCGGGGGCUUCUUUAUCGUGGUCACGACUACAGGGAAAAUCGUCUACGUCAGCCGGCAAGUCCAAGAGCACCUCGGCCACACUCAGGCGGACCUUCUGGGCUACUCUCUGUACGAUUUCAUCCACCCGAAUGACCGCGACGAACUCACGCAUAAUCUCACUCCGGACGACGUUCCAGGAGUAGUGUCGUCGUCUUCGUCGAUACCACAGCUUACGGACACGUCGAACGAUAAUUCUACUUCCUCGGAGGACUCAUCGUCUCUGAGAAACGAAAGGAAACCGUUCCGAGAGCAGCGGCGGACUUUCGAAUUAAGAAUGUUGCACCGCACGGCGUCCCGAAGGGAACACACGCAAUACGAAUGGUUCGAGAUCACGGGGAAGCUCAGGCUCGCGGACACCUGCAAAAAUCCUGAAUCGCAAGUCAGCCGGACGAAACAUCGAGAAAUCGGUUCAACCAGCAACGACAUUAUCUUCGUGGGUGUAGCGCGAUUGCUGAUGAAACGACCAAUCACUGGAAUAUCAAUAAUAGAUGCAAAUAAAGACGAAUACCUCACUCGGCAUUUGGUGGAUGGCAGAAUCCUUUACUGCGACCACAGGGUGUCCGUGGUAGCUGGUUACUUAGCGGAGGAAGUCUCAGGUCUGAGCGCCUUCAAUUUCAUGCACAAAGACGAUCUUUGGUGGGCAAUGAUCGCGCUUCGUCAAAUGUACGUUCGCGCGGAAACUUGCGGAUCAUCGUGUUACAGGCUACUGUCAAAAACAGGAGAAUUUAUUUAUUUACGUAGUCACGGGUACUUAGAGCUAGACGAGGACACACAAACUGUUGUAUCUUUUGUGUGCAUAAAUACACUAAUGUCGGAGGAAGAGGGUGAACAACUAGUACAACAAAUGAAGAAAAGAUUCUCAGCAACAUUAUCCGAAUCUACAUGGGAAAUGAUCCAAAAUAGGGAUGAUAUUCCUGCACUUGAAAUGGGUUCAGAUUCCCAGCAGUCCAGUACAAGGAGUAGCGUAGGAGAUCCCACCGUAGUUGAAGACGCCAUCGCGCAUUUGGUCAGCGCCUUAUCAACAUCCGUUUCAGAUAUUCGUCUUUCAACGUCACCUGUACCAGACGAACAAUACGUGAAAGCUGCUAUAGUCUCGCAGCAUUUACCACCUGUUGCUGCACAAGCCAGCAAAAUCGGCAUUAAGUCUAUAGAUCACUGUUUGAUGGUGCAAGGCAAAGAUGAUCGGAACACAAAGGACGAAGCAAAAAGUAACAAUAAACAACUGGUUCACCUGAACGAACGACAAGACAGUCCUGGGUCAUCAGGGAAAUUGAUGAGCAUCAAAAUCAAAGAAGAGGAAACAAUAUCUGAAGAUGUCAAUACCAUUAUUGCUACAAAUGACACGACUGUGGAACCGUACAUAAAUCUUCCACGCGAUCCUGAAACAUCUGAUUUGGACAUUCCUCUAAGUAUAGACAUAUUGAAUCCUGGAAGUGUAGUUGAAGAACCCAUUGUAAAUAGCAUCGUUGACGAUAUUAUCAUCCCUGAUUCUAAACAAAGUCACUACUCCAGCAAAAGGAAACACAACGAGGAAAAUGACAGGAUAACUUCUAACAAGAAAAGGCAUAGUAGCACUUCUUACGUUGCUGUAGAUACUACUGAAGAUCCGCAAAAUGUUUCCUACGUUGAUCCCGAACUAUUCGUUGACGAACCUCAGGAUUAUCAGGACUUAAAUUCAUUGACUGACCUAAUUAACUCACGUUACGAUGAUGAAAAAUUUCCCGACCAAGAUCUCAUAGUAAAGAUGAUCUUAGGAAGUGAAGUUCAUUCUAAUGAUACCUUCAAUGGGACUAGGGUACCUGAACUAGAAGAUAAUGCACUCAGUGAGCAGCUAAUGAGGGAACACAUACAGCUGAGCGAGAACAUGGCGUUACGGGAAUCACAAGUGAAUAUCCUAGCACGAAAUAUGACGAACCCUGCCAAAAUGGCAAGUUUGAAAACGUUAAAGGCCGAACAUAACAGACAGAAACAAGACCUUAAAACGCUAACGCAAGAUCUCCAUAAUCAUAUCACGAUAUCACGUAAUCACAACAUUGGGGUGUAAAAAAAUAUUAAAAAAUAUUACUUAAAGUGUGUAGCCUAAAAUGUUGUUUCCAAACAAGCAACAAAACCAGGGUCAAACACAUCAAAAGAAGCUAUGAUUCUACAUAGAAGAACAGUGCACUAAAAGGAAAACUGAAAUUGAAACUGCUGAAGUGAAAUUGUACGUUGAUUAUUCCAGUGAUGUACAGCAACUUAGUCCUCUUUAAAAUACCAGUGACAAUAUGGUAAAUGAAGAAAUGACUUCUAGUUACACAUCAACAAUCGAGAACAAUACAACGAUGACUAUUUGUAUUAUUUUGCCACUCAGCAAGGAAAAAAUAUUCAUCUAUUAUUACGAAAAAGGAUUACAUCGAUCACGGAAACUUCAAUCUCUUUGCAUAGAAAAAAGAGGAACAGUAUCGUGAACAAAACAUAGACAAAAUAGUCAGCAUAUAAAUUCUAUGCUGCAUAGAGGUGUAGACUCUGUAUUGCACGAACGGAUUAUGGACGUUGUAUCCAACUUGAUUCUUGGCGCAAACAUGAUCGAUCGUUACACUUCGUUAAUGGUAUCCACGAAUUUACGAAUGUGAAUCGUGUUAUAAAAGACGAUCGUGUCCGUGUUACAUAUUCGAAGGUCCAAUGUUGCGCAAUUUUUAAAGUUUAUGAUAGGUAACUUGUAAAUAGUGUGGAGUCAAUUUAAAAAUGGCCGUGCUGUUUGUCUGGGCUUCAACACUGUUUUAUCAGGUCAUUGCAUGGCCAAAAUCAUGAACUAUUUCCAUGUCGAAUAAAUCGCAGUAUAUAAGCAUAUAUAUCGGAUGGAUACAGCACCAGUUUUGUUUAAACAUCCUACUCGCUUUAGGAUGUGAACUAAUACAAGAGAAAAGUAUAAUGCCAUUGAAAUUCAAUUUGAAUCUUACUGGUAAGAGCAAAUUGGCAGUACAAAAUAUAUAUCUUACACAAAAAGAUGUUUCCAAAAGAAAGAACGUACUAUUAAAAAACGUACUAUUAAAAAAAAUAUUAGAUACAUGAUUGUAUCUAACUUUUAUUAUUGUUACACGAGUACGGUAACAAUCAAAUUGUAAAUUGUCUCGAAUCAUGAAUACAUUAUCAAUCUCUUUUUCUUUUAAAAGAAAAAUGCAUUCGUAAAUGUGUGAACUGCUAAUUUUGUUAUAUAUACAUAUAUACAUAUAUAUAUACAUAUACAUAUACAUAUAUACAUAUAUAUAUAUAUAUGUAUGCACUAUUUGUAACACAUGCAUGCAUUUUACAUAUUAAUUUGUUAUUUUUACAAAUUUUUUACUUUAUCGAGAAAUAUUAAUGUAAACAAAACUAUCCUCUUGUUUCACUAAGUGAGGUCGAUAUUAUCGAUCCCAUUAAGUGAAUAAAGGAAUGUUGUAUUUUGUGUUUACAACCGUUCUGUUAUUGCGAAUUUUUAGACUUUACUGGCCUCGUUAUCCACCCAAUAUUAUGUUACUUUAUAUUACUUUAUUUAAUUGCACUUAAGCUUUAGUAUCUAUUGAUCAGAGUAGCAUAAUAAUUCCCGCGAUUACCUGAUGCGCAAUUAUAAGUAAAUGGCGAUGUAGCUAAAAGCUACACGUUGACAAAAGAAUGAAUAAGCAUAAUCGUGCGAAUGAAUUUACAAUUCAUCAGUAAAAAAAAUGUGGUAAAAUAUAUAAGUUGAAACGAUGCGCAUAAAAAGUUACAAACGCGCAUUCUAUAUGGACAUGUUCAGCAUCUAUGAAUAAGGUCGUUGUUUCGCAUACUCAUUAUCAUUUCUUCAAAUACAAAAACAUCCAAGGGAAGAUAAAUCGCAUCUCGAAGUUUAGUUUUGCAUUCGAAUUUUAACUAGUAACUAUCAGUCAAACUAUCUAUCAGUUAAUGAUCCUGUACAUUUUUUGGAUUGUAAUAACUAUCUAAUUUUACAUGUUAAUGUCAAUUAAUUUAAAUCACUUGGUCAUCCUACUAAAGUUUUUGCAUCUUAUGAGGUACAGCCAAUAAUAUCGAAUGCUAUCCAUUGUUAUAUCAAGGUUGUGUGCCAUUCAAAUUUGCAUAUUUUUCUGGACUAAAUGAUUUAAAUUCCUCUACUAACGUGGCAGUUGGUUACAAUAACCAGUUCGUCCAUGACAUUCAUUUUCUAGGAUGCAAGUCAAACAUUGACUCCACAUACCUUCUGUUAUUGAGUACCAUUUACAUAGGUAUGCAUACUACAUUCUAUUUGCCAAUAGCAAAUAGUAGUGAGUAUUAUCCUAAAUUGCAGCAUGAAAUUUCGUACUGUUAUUAUCUUCAGCGUUUGAUGAAUGCAACAAUCUGCCCUAUAUUCUAUGAACUGUGGUCAUCAGAACUACCAUAAAAUUAGUUGACUCUUUUUGUGUUUAUUGUGAUACAGCCAGAAGGCAUUGUAACUAUCAUUGAGUGAAAAUUCUAUAAACUUUAGUCCUUUUUAUAGCCACUCCAAUCAGUUUGAUUUUCGAUAUAAGCCUGGAAUACCUUUCCAGUUUAUGUGAUACUUGAUUAUGGUUUUGCAAUCUAAAAACUAAUAGAACCAGUCCACAUUGCUUAGCAUACGAGACGGUCUCAUCAGUUUCUGAUAAAUAACAGUCCCUCUUCACAAGUAAUGUCUGCCUUUUAAAAUGCUUUCUGUACAAAUUUCACUCCUGUAUGCAUAAUAAUUACAGCUAUUACAUACAAUUAUUACUGCAGUACACGAUAAUCGGCUCAAGUUCAGCUACGUGACGCUGUGUUGUCUCCGGAAUUCACUACCUCAACUGCCUGAAUAAAUGGCGGUCACAAAAUGGCGCGUCGCCGGCUGCACUUCCCGUGCGCGUAAGCUCGUUGUUUCGAAUAGUCGUUAGCAUUUUUCAACAGCCGCGAUUAAAUAAAUCUAUAUAUAUACACGUGAAUAUAUAUAUAUAUGGAUAGAUCGUCUAGUUCCAUUUCCCUAUGUACAAGAAUAAAUAAGGCUGAUACUGUAAAUAAGAAUUCCGAAUCGUCUCAGCGGAACAAUGAUUUCCGCUUGUGAGAAAUCACUGCUCCCUAUAUUUUUUCCUUUUCUUUCUUCAUCGUUCAUUCGUAUUGUACACAUACUUUGCAAAUCGUGUGCUAUUUCCCAAAUACUUUAAAGAGGUUUGUUUUUUCAUGCGUACAGACACCAGUUGAUAGUGUCAGGAUAUGAUUUAGAGUUAUAACGUAAACUAUUAAUCAUGUAUUAAUAUACGGGCAGCCUCCCUUUACUCCCCCAACCCCCUUUUCCAUAAUUUUCCAUUUUGAAAAACACGACAACGAACGGCUCGCCGUUCCUUAGAUGCACCUUAUGUCUCCUAGGGCAACAUUAUAUAUUUAUGGUGGAUUCAAGUUAUUCUUGAAGAUGAAUAUUCGUACUAUUUUAUAAGCUUGAUGACUUAUACCGUGAAUUGUUAUUGUAAAUUGCGUAUUUAUUUUGAGCAUAAACGAUGUUCACACAGUGUACAGGCAGGGAGCAUGAAAUUACAAAAGGAGGGGAUUAUUCACGUAUGAUUCUUUACAUAUUGUACACAUCAUAUUCAUUGUAAAAAUUGUCGUUAUACCGUUUUUAUGUCAUUGACAUCAAUGUUGAGCGUUCUCGGGGCGGAUCGUCGUUCGAGUUCCAUUCACCUAGGAGACCGUAGAUCCUUUUAUCUAAGAUUGUUCCAACGAUCUACGGUAUUAGGAAAUAAAAAGCUUGAUACAAGCUGUGCUCACCUGUACUCGCCAAAAAAGUACUCCAAUUGAUGAUCCACCUUUCAAAAAUCACUCAACAUUGAUAUGGAAAAUCCAAACUUUUUUACGUGCUAGCUUAUUCCUAAGGAAAAUAAAUGAUUCUCGUGUAAUCCAUCGUAUCGUGGGCGUUUUAGUUAAGUGAAUGGCAGACUUUCAAAUUCGUCAUGAUCAUUGUAGUACAAACAGCAAGUUUUCAAGCGUCUGUGUUUAGUGUCACUCUCACCCUUUUAAUCUAUCGAGCGAGAAAAAGGAAAGAUAUUGUAAAUGUGUUUCGUGAUCCUCGGCGACUCGAGCUUAACCAUCUCUGAAAAGAAAGCACUGUGCGCGGACACAAUUUCUACGGUUAAUCGUUAUUUAAGAAUUACAAAUUGAGAAAAAAAUAUAUGGUAUCUAUGAUAUCUCGUUAACUAAAGAAAAGAUAUUGUAAGUAUAAUACACUUAACUGAUUUUCAUAUAUUGCAGUAAGAUUAACGUUUCGAAACUGAAUGCACUAGUAAUUUUACAGGAGUAAUGUACCAAAAACUGUCAUACGAAGUGAUGAUAUAUAUAUAUAUUUAAAAUAAAAGAAAUUUUAAUCAUUUGUUACAUAAUCAUGCGUUGUGUAGAUUUCUUGAGAUGAGAUCACCGUGUGAUCGAAAUUUUUUAAAACUGCAUGAAACAGUUUUUAACCCUUCAUUUUAUUGUACAGGUGAAUAAUGUGAAAUGGCAGUUGUUGGUAAAUUACCGUGUACAAAUAUUCGUCAUUAAUAGUCGGAAACGUGUAACACUGGCUGGUCAACAGGAAAAAAAGCACAUCGUAAGCGAAAACAUGAAACAUUUCAUUUUCAGCAAUUUUACACGAUCGUACCGUGCGAAUAUCGGUGUGACAUAAACAGACGGCACUACAGAAUUCGCUAAGCUAACGUUUAAUCUUACGACUUUGUAAAUACUACCUUUGUUAUAUUUUGUACUCUGCUGUUUGCACAUAAGUGAUUUUUACAAUUUCUUUCUGUAAGUUACAUACGUAGGUCGUGCGCGUCCUUCUUGUGUGUUUAUGCAAAGUUUAUGCAAGUUGUGCUCGACACACGUAUCUUUUGGAGCAGAACGCUAUAAGGAAUAUCUUUUUGGAUCAAUGUUCAGAUAGAUUCGCAAUAUUUGGUUUGUAUCUGUUCAACGCAUUAGGCCGUACCUAUCGAAAAUUCUUACGUGAAACGAUCGUCUCUGCGUAAUCUUGUUUGGAAAAAUGUAAACACCAAACUUCGAAGCGUUUCACCGCGUGCUCGUUUAAUUCACCUACAAAAGGACUCGAAAUUUUUCUCGUAAUUACAGUAUUACGCUCCCGAGCACGCGAAUAAUCUUAUUGGUCGUUGUUCGUUAAAUCAAAAAGCCAACGACUCAUGUUCAAAUCCUCUCGAUACAACGUGUGUGUGAGUCGUUUGUAUUUGCCACAAAAUAUUUUAGAAAGUCCUUGGCGGGCUCACUGUUCGAUUAAUUAUAAAUUUAAACGACUCACGAAUCGGUACACGUCGUAUAUAAGAAUGAAGUCUUGAGCAAGCAUCUUUGAACAACCGUUUUAACUCUUAAUCUCGUGUUUCCGAAACUCGUUAAACAUUGUAUAAAUUGUCACCGUAGUUGAUAAGACUGCGCAAACAUGAUUUUACGUUUCGCAAGCCUCUCCGAAGAGAAAUGCACCUCUAAACCACCUUUUUUCAAACCUUUUGUACAUGCUGUUCGAAUAAUUCUUGCCGCGAGAAAGUGACCGAUUCGCUGGACGAACGGCAAGAAUUAUUUAGGGGUUUUUUAGAAUCUUUUUAAAAAUGUAAUGAGAAUUAAACACACUGAUUAAAUGUUUGUUCCACUCCUCGUAUAUUUUUCGUGUUUCGUGUGAAUAUUUACAAGAGUCUUUGAUUUGGUAAAUGUUUUCGUAUUAAACUUGUAUUCAAUUUUUUACAUACACACGCACCCCCUUGUUUCCGCAGCAAUGUGACAGAAUAGCAAGACCGAAAGAAGAUAGAAACAUAGAAAAACUGUAACAAUAUCUUAACCCAAGAGGUGUAUGACUCUUUAUAUUAUAUCAACCCGUACGUUGUCAACCGGGAAUCUGAAUACCCGUUUCGAAACCCUUUUCUAUUUAAUUUUGUUCCGUUCUCGUGAAAAAUUGCUUUGCAUCUACAUUGUCUGAACAUUUUUACAUCGAUUUCUACUUCGAAAGUGAAGAAUUUACGCAAAAAUAUUGUAAUAUUAAAAUUUGACUAGUUGCAGACAUUUUGGUUGCCAACGUAAAGGUUAAGAGGUGUGUGAUUCUUUAUGGAUUGCAAUAGACCGAUGACAGUGUAACGAAAAACCGUUCCUCCGAUCUUCCCAGCCGAAAGAUGAGCGUCGAUACUCGCGACAAGGGUGAUUCAUGCAGAAAUUUAUAAAAAUGUUUGCAGUCAAGAUCGCAUAGAGCAGCGUGGAAGACGAUGGACAGGAAAUAUCGAUUCGAAGCGAGAGUUUACCAUUGUAUACAAACAAAUUCAAUUUCGAGGCGUUCGAUUUCCACUUUCUAGCGAAACGAAAAGACAAUUUUCUUUAUCCACACUCGAUUGAAUCCGUCGACGAUAUUAACGAGACCGUUCAACGAAUAAAUUGCAGCACAUUUUCAAAAUUUCGUUUUCUAAGUGCAUACAUUAAAACGCGCGGGUAAAAGAAAUAACUUCAAAUUUACAAGCAUAAUUUAUAACAAAUUGAAAGCUUCAAAAAAGAAACGAAUGGAUUCUUAAUAUAAUCGAUAAAGGAAUAUAACGAUUGGGAUCAUGUACACGUAUAACUUGUGUCAAGACUGAAUUAUCAAGACUUCGUAGGAGGUGGAACAUUUUUGUAAAUAAUACUGCCGGAAAGAAAUAUAUGUAGAAAUUAUAUGAAAAUUUAUGGACGUUGCAACCCAUUGUCAUUUAAAUGUAUUUUCCUCCUCGUCUCCUGACUGCUUUGAGAACCUCAUUAUUAUAUACAUAUAUGUAUAUAAUAUAUUCCGUAUAUAUAUAUAUAUAUGUACGGAAAGAAAAAGAAACAGAAAGCUAUGUAUAUGUACAUACUGGAUAAUGAAAUAUUUAAAAUCACGAGUUAUUUAUUACACAACAGAUUCUUAAAAUAAUUGCAAGACCCAUCGGCCUGCAAAGACUAGGAUUACACAUCUCAUCACAAUUAAAAUACCAUCACACGGUCGACAGUACCCUUCAUGUUCUUCUGUAUUCGCGAAUCUUUCGAUUUUCUUCUAACGGUUCAUUCAUCCCUAACAUUUGUUCGUAUUAUUCCUUUUCUUCUGUUUGAGCAUCGGUCUAACAAAGAAGGUAAUUCGUUCAGCUAAGCAUCGGAGUCUGUCUCUGGAUGCAAAUCAGUGAAAGGGCAAUCGUCCGGCGCUUCGAGAUAUGUUCACAUUAAUUGGAACCGUAGACCUUUGCCCGCUACUUCCCUUCAUUCUUCUGCUAAUAGACAAGAAGAAAACAAAGAUGGUGACCGUUAUCUAUAACAAGGUUUUAUUACUUCGCAUCACUACCAAAAUUGCAACUAUGUCGUAGUUAUAUGUACCGUUCGAGCGACGAAGCUCCGAAUCAAGUCCCCAAUUGGAUAGCCCCGACGAGAAACAUCGAAAAUUAUGAGAACGAAUGGAAAGAACAUAGAAACUUUUGCGGAACAUAUUAGCCCUAAAAUUUUUAUGCAUUUGUGGGUAGUACUCAUUAGAAGAAAUCAAGCGGUAUCAUUUUUCAUUCCGUUUUUGGAAUCACAUUCGGAAUUGGAGUUUCACAUUUUAAACAAUUUAACAUUAAAACUUAUUAUAUGGUUAGAUAUCAUAUUCUACAACAAGCACUGAUCGGAGCAAUGACAGCCAUUUUAAAAUUAUCACCACCAAUUCACUUUUGAACGUGAUUCCUUUUGGAACGAAUUAAAAAUACCACUAUUCGAUUGUAACCACUGCAUAGUUCUAGGACCAACACAUCUUCUAGCAAGGGAACAUACUGAAAUGACAUUCAUCUAUUUCCAUGAAACUUUGUUAAACUACAAUUCCUGGAGAAAUAUUUAACACAUAUUUUUUUAGCGUCCAUCAUUCAUAUUAAAGGGAUAAAAACAAUCCUCAAACUUUAGGGUAAGAAGUAUAUGUGGUUACAAAUCUUGGAUACUAUUGAAGUUAGAGAAAAUAUAAAAACCAACUUCAAUCACAAUAGCUUAAGAUACAAUGAAAACUUAAUUAUAAAAGCUUUUUUUAUAAUACAAAAAUUCAAAUGUUAAUUUGUUUAUAUUCCUCAUCUGCAUAUUCUUUUAUGGAUACUUUUUAUACGCAAAUAUACAGUCAAAUGUAUGAACAUUUGAGCAGAGAAAUAAUACAACGUUUUUUAAUGUAUUAUUUAAAUAAAUGAGGCUUUCUAAAAUCUGGUUGCAUAGCUAGAGUCCAUAUUAAAAAAUACACCAUGCUGUCUGUUACAGAGUUUUAACUACAGUAAUCUCAAAGAUAUUUCAUCUACAUGAAUGAUGACUAGUAAAAAAAAUACUUGUCAACUAUUUUUCUAAAAGCUACUUUCUAUCAAAAUUACAUAAAAAUCGCCAGAUGUUACGUCAAUAUGUUCCCUGGUAGAAAGUAACAAUGUUCUCACUUUCAUUGCUUUAUAUGAUCAGCUUCACUCACAAUAUCAGUCCGGUGUAUUGAGAAAGAAAAGGUGACGGACAUAAACGUAUUGAGAAGUACUUAUACAGGUUUCGUUCACUUUUUAUUUCUUGGCAUCACGCACGAUCUUAUUCUAGUCUGACGACGCUGUUAUGAAAUUUUUAAAGACAAUGUGAGCGUGGAAGAGAAAAAAUGUCGGAAUCGCAGCAAUGACACGUACACACGCGGAUGAUAUUAAUUUGUACCUGUAUGAGAAAAUAAUCGGAAAGGCACGAUACUCGAGGCGAUCUCAAUCAAAGGCACGUAUAAUUGAUAGACGAUGCUUGUAGACAGAGUCCCUUAGCAAUGAGUAAGCACUUGUAGUUUGUCUCUCAAUUUUUAUUCAACAUACUGUAGAAUCGAGCGGCUUAAGAUGUGUAAGCGUGGAUCAAAUCCCAAGCAAGUAAGUAAUCGUAGAAACGUUUCCUUAUCGUAAACGAAAAACUGAUGAAUUUUGUUUAAACCAGAUCUGAAAUUCUCUAAACGUAAUGAGUCGAAAAAAGGUUCGUGAAUUUAUAGGAUGCAUAAUACUUACAAAAUUCAAUUGGAAAAUAAUGCUUAACUUGAUCAAAAUAUUAACGAUAACUGUACAACAAGGCGCCAUCUUAAAUUUUGAUAACGAAAGCGUCUUUCUUUGAAAGAAAAACAGUUUUAGGUUUCAAAACACUUCUUUUUAAAUCUUUCUUAAAAUGUGAAACAUUUAUAGUAGAACACAUUGUACAAACAUGAAAUUAUGAAUGCAUUAAACAGUAUUUUGAUUGACACUAGGUAUUGAAAUCUAAAACUGCUCCUGAUUCUGGUAAUGUUAGUUUCUCAGUUUACCGUAAAAGAUAAGCGCAAGAGAGGAAACAAAUGUUCGAAAAAACAGUCGCGAUAAUUUAUAUUAAUUAAAUUUGAAUAUGAAAAGUUGUUACAAAUAUCUAUAUGUUUUACUAUGAAGUCACUUUUGACAUAAUUAUACAAAGUUUUGCAGCUUUGGUGAUCAAAUAGUUCCAAUACGUAUAUAUAGGAAUGAAGCAUAACUGUGUAUGUAAUAAGUAUCUAUUGAAACUUUAUUUGAAACUAAACAGAUACCUAAAUAUAAAAUAUCAAUUGCAUUCAUUUCAAUUGUCGAACAUUUUUAUCAUUGAAUUAUCGUAGCGAUCUCCGUACAAAUUUCGCCUACUAGUUAACUUAUUUAACCCCCCAUAACCGGAUAUGACCUUCAGGUUACAUUAUUAUCACUAUACACCUUGAUCAUUUAUUUUAUUUUUGGUCAUAAUAAGGCGAUUGCAAUUAAGUAAUAAAUUAAUUUAAACUUUUAUACACACAACUAUAAACCAUGCAUGCUAUUAUAACUCCAAAAUAACAAAUCAUAUUAAUUAUAAUGAAACUAUUAAAACUGCUAAAUACAUUGUUAACUUGUAUUUAGAGGUUGUCAUUUGCUAAUUUCACGUUAUAUAAAUGUUUUUACAAUCGCGAACAAAAUUCAGUCUAUAGAGGGUUAAAAAGAUGCGAAACACCUUUUACCUACUUAAUCAUCGCUCCACAAACUUUUCACUUCCAUUCAGUGUGUAAAUAAAAUUCUAAUAACAACAAUAGCAUCCAUUGAUCGCGAUGGUUAAAGUAUCGAACUUCUUAAUCUUAUAAACUUUUUAAAACAUUCUUUGUUCUAUCAUAAUUUUAUCCAUAAUAAAAGCAAUAUUAUUUCAAUUAUUCUAAACCCCUACAACGCCGUUUGAAAUAAAAACACUCUUCUUCCUUUUCUCCAUUCAUAGAGGAAGAUGCUGUCACAGUUUGACUACUCAAGCCUGUUUGUUAAAUAGAUUUAUUCAAUGUUGCAAGCAUUAUUUGUCCUAUAAAUCGUGAACCAAUUUUUUAACAAUGAAUACAUGAUUCUCGUCCAUGACGAAAUGGAGCCGUUUAACAACAUUAGAACCCUACGUACGAGACUGUCACGAGAACUCGCGAGAAUGAACCGACAAACGGUAAAGCGGUACAAAUUAAUAAUCGCAAUUUACAAUCCGGGCAUCGUUAUUCUCUUGCUCAUCGUUUCGGUGCGUGCGAUUUGAUUCGUGUAAUGACCGCGCGAACGUUUCACGGGAAAACGCUUUCGUUGCGGCAUUGUAAAGCCUGAUUCACAGUAGCGGUCAACGAUUCGAUCAAAUCAAGUCAGAACAUAGCCAGUCAUGACCGUUGCCAAUGUAAUGACAUAUUACCAACGAAAGCAUUCAGUGUUGACGGUGCGGUCAAAUUAACCCUUUGUUCUAUAAUUUCUUUCACAACUGUUCUUGAUAAAACUACUUCAUGGUUACAGAUUUAAAAGAACAAAAAUAAGUUGAUACUUAUUCUAUGUCUAUGUUUAAUCUAAAGAUUAAGGAUCGAUAAUAGACAAGUAAUGUUUCAUUUAUAUGAAAAAUAAAUAAAUAACGUUUCGAUUUGUCGAAUUCUAACUCGAUAUUAUAGGGGAAAGGAUUAAACUAAAUUUAUUGAUCGUCGAAUAUGUUUGCCGGUAAUUAAAGAGAAACUUCACCGAAUUUAAUUUGAUUGGGAGCUGUUGACAGUCGAACACGAUCAUGGAUGACGAGGAAUUAUUAGAAUUUGUAUGAAAAAAUAAUGAAUUAGACGAUUUUAGCCACCAUAUUCUUGCACAUGAUUCAUUGCAUGAAAUAAAAAUAUAGAUGGACAUCUACAUGAAGUACGAAGUAAAAAGUUUGACUUCUUUGUAGCGCUUACGCAACAUCCGAUUUAUUCAAAAAUUCUCGUCUCUUAUUACCGUAAUAAAAUCUUCUCCUCAUCCAAAAUCAUUAAAUAAUUCAAUGUAUUUAUUAAGUAUUAAAUAAUAAAAUUUAUUUGUUAAAUAUUAAAUAAUAAAAUUUAUUAAAUUAUGUUUAGAAAACAUUGCUUCGUUCUCGAGCGAAGGAACAGGGAUUCGAUUGUGUUUGAUCGUUGAAUGCGAAUGCUUCGCUAAAGUUCUUAACCUUUAGCAUAUUCUUUAACUUUCGCUGCUAAGCUAAAAUAUUGCAUCCCACUGUAAGUGCCGAUUUACUUUGAAGAUAAUAAAUUGAUAAUAGCAAAAUAGUUUUUUGCUUUGAUCAAUGAACAACAUUAAUUUUUAUUAAAUUAAUCUAGAAAUCUUCA